AAGACACGAAACGAAUUUAAAACGAUAUAUCUAACCAAUCGAAAAAAGAAGAUUUAAUCAGUGAAUCAGAUUACUAUAGAAGAGAAUUAACUCUGAGCCAACAGAACUACACGAGGUAGACGUUGAUUGGUUCGAAUUUGAAUCGCUGUUAACAAACGCAAGAAAAACAAAUCGCCAUGUCUCUGAUCCCGAUGCUUUUCUCCGACUGGUGGGAAGACCUGGAGCGUCCGCACAGCCUCCUGGACCAGCACUUCGGGCUGCCUCUGCGCCAGGAGCAAUUGACGGCGAGUUACCCGAGGCCGUCGAUCUACGCGGUGGCCGCUCCUUCGCGUUCGGGCACGAACCUCAUCCCCUCGAUCUACUACAGACCCUGGGGUGAUUUGCUGAGGCAUGGAGACGGCGGCUCGUCGGUGGUCAAAGCCGACAAGGAUCAGUUCAAGGUCAGUCUUGACGUGCAGCAGUUCAAGCCUGAGGAGAUAAACGUCAAGGUGGUCGACAAGUGCGUCGUCGUCGAGGCGAAGCACGAGGAAAAACGCGACGAGCACGGAUGGGUGUCUCGUCAGUUUGAACGGCGGUACCUGAUCCCCGACCAGUGCAACAUCGACGAGGUAUCCUCGAACCUCUCAUCCGACGGGAUCCUGACCAUCACGGCACCGAGGAAGGAGCAGCCAAAGGUCGAGGGCGAGAGGAGCAUCAAAAUACAGCACACCGGCAAGCCGGCCAUUAAGGAUCAGGCUCCGGCUAAGGGUCAGGAGCAGAAUGAAGAUCAGAAGAAGAAGAAGAAGUCUGACAAGUAGAUUUACUGUUCGUUCAUCUAAAAUUCCUAAA
Molecule: messenger RNA, 828 nt
Organism: Diprion similis
Lineage: Eukaryota; Metazoa; Arthropoda; Insecta; Hymenoptera; Diprionidae
Product: protein lethal(2)essential for life-like
Exons: 1
Coding region: 177-797 (206 amino acids)
Biological process (GO): protein refolding; response to heat
Molecular function (GO): protein folding chaperone
Source: RefSeq, a predicted model, not a curated record